AUGGCGGACCCUUCAAAGGCGGAAUCAGAGCAGAUCUUCAAGGUGCUGAGAUUGCAGAAAGGCAAUAAGAUGUGCUUUGAUUGUCAGGCUCGGAAUCCGACCUGGUCCAGUGUGACUUUUGGAGUUUAUAUCUGCCUAGACUGUUCUAGCGUCCAUAGAAAUAUGGGCGUACACAUAAGUUUUGUCCGAUCAACGAAUCUCGACAGCUGGCAGCUAAACCAACUUCGUACCAUGAAAGUAGGCGGUAACUCAUCAGCGACCGAAUUUUUUACGCGACACGGCGCCAUGACCCUUCUCAGCGAUUCCGACACCAAGAAGAAGUACUCAAGUCGUGCUGCUGAGCUAUACAAGGAAGAACUUGCGAGACGAGUGAAGGAAGAUGUUGCAAUGUUCCCUACACGCAUCGUGGUUGAUGGUGUCGAUGCCUCUCCUGUGAGCGCUGACGCUGCGCAAGGAGAGGAAGAUUUCUUCACUUCAUGGGAAAAGCCCGCUGCUCCGAAAACAACAUCUUCUUCGGCUCUCGUAUCUCCUCCUAUCAUUGGGCGGCCAGCAUCGACGGGUUCGGCCGCCUCUAGACCAGCUACAUCAUCUAGUUCCAUGCGAUCGAACUCUAGUACCUCUACAAAUGGUGCUGCUAAGCUCGGUGCAACGCGUUUAACGUCUUCUACUUCUGCGAUCGGUUCAUCAGCGACUUCCACGUCUCAGAAGAAAUCCAAGCUUGGUGGCCUUGGCGCGAGAAAAGCAGCCACGCCCAUAGAUUUCGCAGAAGCGGAACGCAAAGCUGCAGAGGAAGCUGAGCGUAUCAAGCAACUUGGCUAUGACAGACAACGUGAGGAGGAGGAAGAGCGCGCACAGAAAGAGGCGGAAAAGGUGACUGCAUCGCAGGCGAGGGUAAAGGCUGCCGGUGCUGUGCAGGUGAACGCGGUACAGGGCAAAGUCGACUUGCAGAAGGGCAAUAGCCAAGAUCUCGAGAGGCUGGGCAUGGGCUUCCGUAAGCUUGGCUUUGGUGCAGUUCCCGUCGCUUCACCUUCAUCCACUGCGAGAUCAAGUCCUGGCAUCGAUGACGCACCAACUACCGCACGAGACAAGUUUGGCAACCAAAAAGCCAUCUCCUCCGACAUGUACUUUGGCCGAAAGGAUUACGACCCUGCUUUUGUCUCUGAGUCUCAGUCUCGUUUACAGAACUUCCAAGGCGCCACAUCUAUCUCCUCUAGCCAAUACUUUGGUCGGGAAGAAGAAGAAGAGUUCGAGCGUGCUAGUUCAGAUGGCGGGAUGUUGGGCGAUGGCAGUCUUUCGAAUCUAGAAGUUGCUGCGAGAGAUGUCUUGUCAAGGGUCAUGGCGAAUCCUGACGUCCAGAACGUCGGGGAGAGCAUUCGAACCAAUGCAUUGAAGCUUUCGGAUUAUUUGGCGCAGAUGUCUCAGCAUUAA
Suillus clintonianus is the source of this 1428-nucleotide messenger RNA. RefSeq lists its product as uncharacterized. Gene Ontology annotation, biological process: COPI coating of Golgi vesicle. Gene Ontology annotation, molecular function: GTPase activator activity. Bases 1 to 1428 code for a protein of 475 amino acids. The transcript is spliced from 6 exons. NCBI's taxonomy places the organism in Eukaryota, Fungi, Basidiomycota, Agaricomycetes, Boletales, Suillaceae. The record is from RefSeq and is a predicted model, not a curated record.